GGAAAGGAGGAAGGAGAGGAAGGAGAUGAAGGGGUGGAGGAUGUUUUAAUAAAUCAGGAUCAAGAUCUUUCAGCAAGUGAGAAGAAGAUGCUGCUUAGGAUCAGAGACAGGUCACGUGUCAGUAAAGAGGAGCGUAGUACUAUCCGUAAGCUAAAGCGACGACGUGAGCGUGAGCGCCGCGAGGCUGAGCGAGAGCUAAUCCAGGCCCGGUAUACCAGACACAGGGAAACCGGUUUAGUUGAGGAGCACGUGGUUCCCAGGGACAGGUCCAACAGCGCCUGCUUUAAGGAGAUCAGGGAGAGAUUAAUUAAUAAGGAGGAGGUUCUCAGGGAGAUUGAUAGAGAGAUCCGUGAAGAUGACCGGCGUGAGAUCCAGGAGCGCGCUGAACAGGAGAGAUUGCGUGCAAAGAAGACCGAGAAGGUUAAACGUGAACCAGAGACUGCACUCGCCGAUACAUCUAGUAUACCCGCCCCCCGCCCUGCGCCCAGGACCACAACUGCCGCGGCGGACACCUCGAUGGAUCCGGAAAAGAAAGUGCGGGAAAGAUUUCUUAAGGAGAUGUCUGCCUGGAUAGUUAAGAUUUUAACUCCAUACAGGAGUAGUAAGGGUAGAGGACAGAUAAAAUCUAGCGAAGAUUUUAAAUAUCUCGCUAAAAAGUUGAAUCACUUGAUCUACAAGAAGGAGCGGGAUAGAGUUCGAAGUAUUGAGGAACUCAAGAUCACGGACAAGAUGAAGAACAAGGCAGCGGAGUACAUCAAGAAGAAGAUGAAUACCUACGAGAAGGAAUAUAAACCUUCUCCUCAUAGAUAAAUGCAACGUGAGAAGAGCUUCCAUUGAUUCGGGAUAAAUCCAAAUCCACUAAUUCUCGAGAUCAGCUGUUCCUAUUAUAUUUGAUUAUUUAAUUUCGCGGAUUCUGAUGUUCACAAUUAUUUUUAAAAUCCGUAACGUCACGACUUAAUUUCUGUUAAUGGUUGGAAUUAUUAAAAAGGAUAAUUUCGACACUAGUUCUUGAAACUUAUAGCUUAAUUGUAAAGCAGUACGCUAUACCGGGGGGNGGGGAAUGCAUGUUAUACUUUACAAGUCCAAUAUGUUAAUUAUCGAUAAUUGCAUUUAGCUAUUCUGUUAAAAUGUUCACUGAAAUAUACUGUUAAAAAACUCA
Messenger RNA from Eurytemora carolleeae, 1159 nucleotides. Its product is annotated as ribonuclease Y. Gene Ontology annotation, biological process: regulation of DNA-templated transcription. The record is from RefSeq and is a predicted model, not a curated record. The transcript is spliced from 5 exons. Gene Ontology annotation, molecular function: histone H3K36 methyltransferase activity. Gene Ontology annotation, cellular component: chromosome. NCBI's taxonomy places the organism in Eukaryota, Metazoa, Arthropoda, Copepoda, Calanoida, Temoridae. Bases 88 to 810 code for a protein of 240 amino acids.